This is a messenger RNA of Linepithema humile (Argentine ant), 1987 nucleotides long. It is a transcript of the gene Rchy1, whose product is annotated as Ring finger and CHY zinc finger domain containing 1. Lineage: Eukaryota; Metazoa; Arthropoda; Insecta; Hymenoptera; Formicidae. The record is from RefSeq and is a predicted model, not a curated record. Gene Ontology annotation, molecular function: zinc ion binding.
UCCAUCGAAUUCGCGUGUAAUUUUUCAUUUUUCCCGUUUCCGCUCUUACGAAAAAUUACAUGAUUAAUGUCCUGGAUGCAUGAAUAUCUGUAUAUGUGCGAAUUUUCCUGGCUUUUUAACACUUUAUGCGUUACGGCAUUUAUGCACACAUGUGUACAGCUAGUCGUGAUCGACAACGUCGUAUCGCGUGUGUCGUGAAAUGUUGCAACCAAUUGUAGUUUGCAUUGAUUUUGCACGCUCGUGCGUUCGAUAGACCAAAUUUCUUGACAAGUCGCCGUAAAUUGAUCCGCUUUCUCAGAAUUUCUCUGUUAUUUUUUGCAUGCUAAAUUAAUUGAUCCUAAAACCAGUUCGGUAUAAUUAAACAUACAUUCAUAUUGCGUGUGGAAAAAGUUGUAUUCGAGAACGCGAAAAUCCGCUCAUCAGCUCCCAACGGCAACGACAUUGCACUGCUUCAAAAGCGUGAGAUGCAUCGCCGCAGGUUUUAAUCGGCGGGAAAGCCACGCCUUGGGUCGAUAAGACUGAGGAGAAAGAUUAGCGGAAUUAGUUACAUCAAUUACAUCAAUAUGCAAAAACAUAACGAGGAGAAAACGCACCACAUCACCACCGCCACGGAUAGUGAUAGCGACAUUGAUAGCGGAACUGAAUAUGAUGAUUACGAUAAGAAGAAUCGCGACACCAAAAAGAUACAAUCGUUUGCCAUCUCCUCCUUAAAGAAACAAUCGUUUGCCAUCUCCAAGGACGGCUGCGAGCAUUAUAAACGAAAGUCCAAGUUUGUAACUCCUUGCUGCAAUAAGGUAUACACAUGCAGGUUUUGUCAUGACGAACAGGAGGCACAUACAGUAAACAGGAAAGAAGUCACAGAAUUGAUAUGCAAUCUCUGUGACACUCGUCAACCUGUUCAAGCCACUUGUCAAAAUUGUCACUGCCAGUUUGGCAAAUAUACGUGUCUUGAAUGUAAUCUUUUCGAUGAUGAGGAUAAAAAUCAAUAUCACUGCGAUGGUUGUGGCAUAUGUAGAGUCGGUGGUCGUGACAGAUACUUUCACUGUGCCAAGUGCAACAUGUGUUUACCAGUUCAAUUACAAAAUGGACAUACUUGUAUAGAGAAUGUCUCACAUUCCAAUUGUCCUGUAUGCCUCGAAGAUAUUCACACAAGUCGCAUACCAUGUCACAUUCCUAAUUGUGGGCACUUACUUCAUCGUACGUGUUUCGAAGAAUUAUUGCAUUCGGGACAUUAUGCCUGUCCGACGUGUCAAGUAUCGCUCCUAGAUAUGACAGAUUUAUGGAAGUAUUUGGACACGGAAGUAUCAUUAACACCAAUGCCGGAGGAAUACAAGACUUACAAAGCUGAGAUCUUGUGUAAAGACUGUCAUGAGGAAUCUACAGUAAAAUUUCAUAUUGUUGGGUUGAAGUGCUUAAACUGCGGUAGUUAUAACACCUGCAGGAUAAAGGGCUCCCCUUCACCUGAUCUAAAUUCUCUAAAUGAAGCAGCUGGCAGUAGGACAACAGAAAACGAACCGUAGUAAGAUCAAAGUUUGGAAUAUUAUCUAAAAUUAUCCAUUGAGUCUAGAAAGAGUACUAAGUAGAAAUCAUAUUGGUGCUAAUGAUUUGAGAAUAUUUGUACUUUAGACGAAUAUUAUUUUUAUGACGUUUUGUAGCAAAUUGCACUUUCGUGGCCUUCGUGAUGUUUUUCGGCCAAAUAUUAUUUAGCAAGUUCGUAAAAUGAACUUAUUGUUGUUAAAUGACCAGUGAUGUCAUCAAAAUUAGUACAUUAAUUGUUUUAGCCGAUUAUUUGUGACAUACUGUGUAUUUUUUUAGGAUGAGAGUAUAUAGAUCAUUUCAUUAAUUUAAAUUUAAUUAAUAUAUUAAUAUAAAUAUUCAUUAAUAUAAAUGUAUUGACAAAAAUAUGUAGAAUUCUUGUUUUUGCAAUAUUUAAAUUAACACGUUGAUUACCAUGCGAGAUUUGUGUAUACAGAAUAUUAAUUAUUAA